AUGCCAUUACACUCAAGUCUGGUGCAUCUGUUUCUCGUCCUCCUUACCUUCGCUGCAUGCCGCGUCUGCGCUGCUGUUGUGUCAGACGGCGAUGUGGCAGAGAAAUUGGAAGCGGAGGUGUCCGAAUUGCUUUCCCUCUUGGAGGAGGACGAGGCAGAGGAGAAUGGAGGUGAGUUGGUUGUGGAAGAUGUGAAUGAAGGUGGUAGUGGGAGAAGGGAGGUGCUGGUGCCGGCUGGGUGGCGUCGCUUCCGACGUAGGAUCAGCGGUGCUUUCCGACGCAUUGGUGGGGGCAUUCGAAGGGGCCUCAGGAGAGGAUGGAGAGGUCCUGCUCUCGCCUCGCGCCCGCUCAUCAAUGCAGACGUGUCCCGUUAUGGAGGUAGGACUCCUCCCUCCACGCCAUCGAAUUCCCGCCUGAUUGUGAGGGAGGAGCGAAUGCUCGUUUGCAUCCAUACACUGGCCUCUCUUAAAGGGAGGGGGCGGGUGGAGACAGAGGAACGUGUGGGCAAGGUGCUACAGCACCCGCUUUGCCCUUUGGAAGCGGUCACUGCAGUAAGUGGUGGUGGUGGUGGUGGUGUUGUUGCGGAGUGGUCAAUGCGCUGA
Messenger RNA from Hydatigera taeniaeformis, 600 nucleotides. NCBI's taxonomy places the organism in Eukaryota, Metazoa, Platyhelminthes, Cestoda, Cyclophyllidea, Taeniidae. The record is from the annotation of a GenBank genome assembly.